CGGGGAUUUGGGGCAGACGCGUGUUGAUUGGCGGAGCAGUGAGGAGCAGAGUGUCACACUGUGUGGAUGGACCGCACGGCGUGUUAAAAGCUCCAGCACACGGGAUCGAGCAGACGGACUGAGAGCAUCAUUCAGUUUAACGUGUGAGUGAAAAACCCGCUACAGCUGCUGCAGAUCUCGGGAUGGUGACUGUCCCGGAGACAGGGGUGGACUGUACUACAUCAUACCUUUAAGUUUUUACCACACACACACACACACACACAGAGACAGGAGCAUUGACCGAUCCAGUGUCUGGUCCGUGCGGGAUGGCGCGCAGGCUGAGCUCGCUCUUACUGGGGUGUCUGACAUGGCAGUUGUGCGCGCUCGGUGCACGCGGAGAGUACUGUCACGGCUGGCUGGACAACAGCGGGAACUACCACGAAGGCUUCCAGUGUCCGGAGCACGUGGACACGGCGGACGCGGCGGUGUGUUGCGGGAGCUGCGCGCUGCGGUACUGCUGUGCGGCCACGGACGCGCGCCUGGACCAGGGCGGCUGCACCAACCACAGGGACAGCGAGCACACGGAAUACACACCACAACCUAUCUACAUGCCGUUCCUGAUGGUCGGCUCCAUUUUCGUGGCGUUCGUCGUGAUUGGCUCGUUGGUGGCCGUGUACUGUUGUACGUGUUUACGGCCCAAGCAGCCGACACCGCAGCCGAUCCGCUUUUCCCUGCGGAGCUGCCAGGGCGAGACCAUCCCCAUGAUCCUGACUGCAGGGACGGUGCCGACUAACCUGCGCGCACCUUCACGCCAGUCCAGCACGGCUACCACCAGCUCCAGCAGUGCCGGCGGGGGCAGCUCUCUGCGCCGCUUCUCUCUGGGCAGAUCUGAUGCUCUGGGACUCCAGCAGUCUUCACAGCAGCUCCUGUUGGCCUCAGCCUCGUCGGUUUCCACGCCGGUGUCCCUGGCACCGCCUCAGUCCUUACUGCCUCCUCCACCUCCACCUCCAUACUCGUCUCCGCAGUGCCUGCAGGGCAGCGUCUCCUACGUGCACACACACCAGCACGGCCACCAUCAGAGCCUCCACACGGCUCAGAGCUCCAACCUCCUCCUGUCCCAGCAGUACUUCUUCCCCCUGCAGCCAGAGCCGUUCGGUGGGAGUAAAGGCUUUGCGGAUUUCAGCCAGAGCUGAUAUGGAGCUCAGGAUCGAGGAGCAGGAAACUGGAGCUGCUGUAAACUUGUGCGACACACACACACACACACACACUCUUUCCUGAGCCUGAACUUGAAUACAAUAUGCAGUGAUGCUUCAUUUGGUUGAAGCUGAAAAGCUGCUGAAACUCACAGGAGCGAGACAGGCACAUAACUACAGAGGAAAGCACAAUAAUUUUGGCUGGAACUAAUGCCAGGGAAAGCACACAGGCCCCUGUUUGCACCUCUUAAGUUAUAUUCGAUCUAUGCACUUUUAUUGUUUUCUAUAAAUAUUU
Molecule: messenger RNA, 1467 nt
Organism: Clarias gariepinus (North African catfish)
Lineage: Eukaryota; Metazoa; Chordata; Actinopteri; Siluriformes; Clariidae
Gene: shisa3
Product: shisa family member 3
Exons: 2
Coding region: 306-1172 (288 amino acids)
Source: RefSeq, a predicted model, not a curated record